Galendromus occidentalis (western predatory mite) is the source of this 533-nucleotide messenger RNA. RefSeq lists its product as uncharacterized. Bases 9 to 464 code for a protein of 151 amino acids. The record is from RefSeq and is a predicted model, not a curated record. Lineage: Eukaryota; Metazoa; Arthropoda; Arachnida; Mesostigmata; Phytoseiidae. The transcript has 3 exons.
GAGGCAUCAUGGAGACAGAUCAGCCUGCUCCUGCAUCGGAAGUGAUCCGAGAACUCUUCGAGCAUGAUGUGAAACGAUACAUUAAGUUUGGCUUGGUGAAAACCACGGAACCCCUGGUCAAGGCAUCCCAUUCCGCCUCCGCCGACAAAAUUCGGGAGCUAGGCAAGAAGCACUACGCCGUGUGUGCGAAGCGUUGCAUGGACAGAAUGAGUGAAAUCUUUGAACAACACCGUAUCCUCGAGAAGAAGAGAGAGCUCGAUAAACUAGCCGAGCAGCAGAUGAGCCUCGAAAAUAUGCCUGUCAGAAGACUCACUGGCUCCUUGAAGCACGAUGUUUCCAUCGUCGCGGACGUGAUCAACACACGAGAGUUGGAGAAUGACAUGAAAUUGUUGGACUCGUUGAAGAGAAAGCAGGAGACGCUAGUCGAUCAGAUCACCAGCGUGUCUAAGGGUGGAACUCCAUGAUCGUCGGUCCUCCGAUCAUUGUAAAUAGUUUGUAAAUAAAUGAAUGCUCCAGCGGCAGCCGGCGCUCGA